AUGUCCAUAAAUGGCAAUAAUACUGUGCAAGAUCCGUUGAAAAAACGACGCGUCAUUCUUCCACGAGGUCCAGCCGUUGAAGAACGCUUUGUCGUAGUUAGUCAUGAUUGGUUUGUACCAGUACCAUUGUUACGACGGCUACAUUUAGCUGGCACUGAAAAUGAACUUGAAAGUAUCGUCUUUCCCUAUGAUGAAUCUUUUGAUUCACAUUGGCAAUUCUAUCUUGAACAUCAAUCGCAUCCACCGCGCAUACGAAUAGGUCUUGUUCUAUUAGCGCCACGUGAUCGAUGUCUUCGUGCUGAUGUUAAAUUAAUAUUAAUCACAACACAUGGUGGACAAGUAAUAAAAGAAUCAACCUUCUACGAUCACACAUUCUUUUUAGCUAAAGGCGAACCAACAUCAUCGUUUAUAAAUGAUCAUAUUUCAUCCAAACUUUGUUUUGAUAUCGAAGGCGAUCUCUAUCAAGAUGUGAUUGCAAAAAGUAAACAAGGAACACCAAUGAAUACAGAUGAUUGUACUAUUCUUGCUUAUGUUCGAUUUAUAAAUGAAAUUGAAAUUCAACCAAAAACAAAAGCAUUUGAUUUUUCACGACGUUAUACUGCUGAUUGGAAAUUAACAAAAUUUCAUCAGAUUAUCGAGCAAAUUAAUCAAACAAGACCACCAAUCGGUAAUGAUCGACGUUUAGUAUCGGAUCGGUUUCAAUUUACUCAUGUGAAAAUAAUCGAAGGCGUAAAAAGUAAAAAAUGGCGUCUAUUAAUCAAAUGUCCAGGCACAUCGCCAAACAAUAAACAAAGUCCAUUGUAUUUAACAAUCAAAUGUUCGGAUUUUAUUCAUGCAAAUUAUGGUAAGGUUGAAAUGAUAUGCAAAAAUGAACAUAAUGUUCUUCGGCGUUAUACACAAUCAUUUGAAGAUCUUGCUGAUAAUUAUACCAUGGAAUUUUUUAGUCUUGAAGAAUUAACUACAAAUAUUUAUUCUUAUCGACAUGAUUUCAAUGAAACAAGUGGUCGAUUUUUUACAAUAGAAUAUCUUCUAUUUUCAAUUCAAAUUGUACAACCAUUACAACGUAUCAAUGUUCCUAAAAGUAUAAAACGUGUUGUCGAGCCAACAAUGAUUUCCUUGAAUAGUAAUGGAAAUAUUCAAAGUAAAGGAACUGGACAUGCGAUAAAAUCCACUCGAGAACAGACGCUUUCAUCUGCUAUGAAAACCGAACCUAAACGAAUAUCAUCUGUUGUUAAAAUGAAUGAUAAAGUUAAAAGUCCCGAUCAACAUGGUGUUACUCGAGAAAAUACCACAGCAACUACCGCUGAAAAUCCAGCCACAUCAUGGGAUCCGUUUUCCGAUGAACCAAGAGGAAAUUCAAUGUUUCCACCGAUUGUAUCUCGUAAUCAACAAGCGUAUGCUUCACCUGAUCGAAUGAACAAUUCUCCGAUUCGUCAUCAACCAUCAGCUGAAUUGAGAAUCCUUCCAAACAUUCAAGACAGUCUACUUCGUUCACCACGUAUAUUUCAAAAUAAACAAAUUCGUUUUGCACCACCAUCACGACUUCGAUCAUUCGAUCGAUUCAAUCAAAAUUCAACUCAACCGCCUACUCUAUCAAGUUCUAGUACAACAACGACAGUGUCUGAAUUACCCGAUAAUUUUAUAUUCCUUAAAAAUUUAUAUCGUUCUGGCCUUCAUUCAGAUGUUACUAUUCGUUGCCGAGAUCAACAAUGGAAUCUGCAUAAAAGUAUUUUGUCAGCACGUUCGAUUUAUUUCAAUCAAUAUUUUGCUUCAUCCAAUGAAUCUGAAUUAGAUUUAUCGAGUGACGAUGAAACACCGCCACCAAAUAUUCUUGAAAAACUGUUUGCCUAUGUCUAUACAAAUCAAUAUAUGUCAUUGAGUUCAUCAAGUCAAACACCAUCACCGGCUGCAGAAAAAAAGCGUCGCCGAUCAUCAUCAACAACAAUAACAGCAGGAUCAGCAACAGCUAAUCCAUCAUUUGAUACGAUUCGUCUUCUAUUCUUCGGCGCUGUUAAAUACGGUAUUGAUGUACUUUGUCUUCUUUGUUUACAUGAUAUGUGUAAUACACAAAAUUUAAAUAUAAAUACAGCUGCUGUAUUAUUAGUUUGUAUUCAUCAAGCUCUUACUGGCUUAUAUGAAAAGUAUCAUACAAAUGAUUAUUUAUUACAAGUAAAAAAUCUCAAACAAGUUGUGCUUCGCUUCAUUCAAUUCCAUUCACGAGAAGUUCUUCUGUCGCCACAAUGGAAACUUCUCGAAAAACGUUAUCCUUCUCUUGUUCACGACGUACUCGAGUUCGUUGUUUUUGAAAAAAUAGAUGAAUAA
This is a messenger RNA of Rotaria socialis, 2322 nucleotides long. The record is from the annotation of a GenBank genome assembly. Lineage: Eukaryota; Metazoa; Rotifera; Eurotatoria; Philodinida; Philodinidae.